AUGGCUAAAGAAAUUAAUGUGGUUAUUAUUGGUGAAACAGGAAGUGGAAAAAGUACAUUUAUUAACUAUUUGGCUAAUUUAUUUUUUGAUGGAUCACUAACGAAUUUAAAAGUAGCUAUACCAACAAAAUAUUUAUCAACAAAUUUAAAUUAUCUUCAUAAUGAAGAUGAUUUAGAUGAUGAUACAAAAAGUAAAACAUUAGAUUGUCAAUGUUAUACAUUUCAAAUAGGAAAUGUUAAUUUUAAUUUUAUUGAUACACCGGGUAUUAAUGAUACGGGUGGUUAUUUACAAGAUAAUGAAAAUGUUGAUAAAAUAUUUGAUACUGUACAAACAUUAGACUAUUUAACAGCACUCGUUCUUGUUCUUAAUGGUACACAAGCACGAAUGACGAUUAAUAUUAAAAAUGUUUUAGAACGAUUUCGUGAUCGUAUACCUGAUAUUAUUUAUAAUAACAUGAUUGUUAUUUUAACAAAUUGUCAAAGUCAUACAGUAAAUUUUAAUCCAAAAACAAUUGGUUUAUCAUCUACAUUAAAAUGUUCAGUAUUUUAUAUGCAAAAUUCAGCAUUUUCAAGUGAUUCAUCACAAUGGGAUCCAAUGGUUAUACAAAUUUUACAACGUGAUUGGCAUAUAUCAGUACAAACAAUGAAUGAUAUAAUUAAAAAAUUAAUAUCAUUAACAUCUGUGUCUACAGAAACAUUUAAAACAAUGCAAGAUGAUAGAAAUACAAUUAGAUCAUUAUUACAUGAAUCACGUCUAAUGAUUAUGGAAAUACAACAAUUAGAAGAUGAAAUUAUUGGAUUAGAACAAGCAUCAGAUAUAUAUGGUUCAAAUGUAGAAAAAUAUCAAAAUGCUGUUAAACAAAAAGGUAUAAUGGUUAAUGAAGUAACAGUAACACCGUAUCACAAUACAAUAUGUUUAAAUUGUAAUCAGGUAUGUCAUGAACGAUGUUCAUUAACAGAAACAACAAAAGUGGGUGAAAAAGUAUUUCAACGAUGUGCUGUAAUAGGAUCAAAUGGUAAAUGUACCGUAUGUAAAGGACAUUGUUCAUUUGAUAAUCAUUAUCAUGAUAGAAAAUUGAUAACACCCAUACAACGAACAUUAAAAGCUAUUGCAAAUAAUAUAUAUGAACGAUCAUUAACAGCUAAAGCAGAUAAAGAAAAAGUUGAUAUAAAAUGUGAAACAGUACAAGAGACAAAAAAAUUAAUUGAAAAUGCUUUACAUGAACAAUAUGUUAAAGUAAAAGAGAGUUGUUAUCGUGUUAAAAAUACUUGUAAAGGAUUUAAUGUUGUUGAGGAAUUGUAUAUAUUUGUUAGUUUUUUAAAAAUUGAUUGUAAUUCUUUAAAUUCACAAUCGGUUGUACGUCGAGCAACACGUUUUAUUGAAAAAUUAGAAAAAUUAUGCAAUAAUUUACAAGAUGAUUUUACUGCAGAUAGUAGUAGUAGUACUUCACCAAAUAUGGACAAACGUGAAAAGAGUAGAUCUACAACAAAAUCACUAUUGGAUUUAGAUAUACCAACAGCUAAAAGUGGUAAACCAUCGUUAAUGCCAUCCCCAACACUAACAAAUGAGACAGAGAAAAUAUUUAGCUCAUAUCAUUCACUAACUGAAAAAUCAAGUGCCGAUGAUGUAUAUGAUAAAAAUGAUACAAAACGUUCAACAACGGAUGGUCGUCGACAGCCGGUUUAUCCUAAUGAAUCAUUACUAACUCGAUCAACUGAUGAUAGAGUGACACGAGCAGAUCCUCUAGGAAAAUGUUAUUAUGAAUGUAGUAAUGAAAAACUAAUUGAAAUAAGUCGAGGAAUUCGAGAACAAAAAUCUACUGAUUGUAAAGAAAUUCAAAAGGAAUUAAGUCGACGAUGUGGUGGAACAUCAGUAGGUUAUUUAUCUAAUAAUAAAUUAUUUACAUUAUGUGAACAAUUUUCAAAUUGUCGAAAUAAAUCUGUUGAAGAAUUGUAUAAAUUACAUGGUCGUCUUCAGCAAGAAAUACAAGAGUUAAUUGAUCAUGAUCCAUAUGAUAUUCUUGCGGUACCAUCUGACAAAUUAUUACAUUUAGCAGCUGUUAACCUUUUAAUUCAAAAUCCACGACGAAAUUAA
Messenger RNA from Didymodactylos carnosus, 2094 nucleotides. Lineage: Eukaryota; Metazoa; Rotifera; Eurotatoria; Philodinida; Philodinidae. The record is from the annotation of a GenBank genome assembly.